AUGAGCGAGCAAGAAAAGGUCACAGAAGCAGCAUUGCGUGUUUGCUGGACACUUAACAAACACCAGAAACCAUUUUCAGAUUCUGAAAUAGUGAAAGAAUGCAUGUUGGAAGUGGUCCAGGCCUUAUUUGAAGAGGAAAAAGAUGGUGCCGCUGCAAUUCAAAGUAUUCCACUGUUGACCAGAAGUAAUACAAGAAGAACUGAAAUUUUAGCUAAUGAUAUCAAAAGAAUUUUGCUCGAACUUCUUCAAAAAGCACCUUGCUAUGCUAUAGCACUUGACGAAUCAUGUGAUAUUCUUGAUGAUGAACAAAUGUCUAUUUUCGUCAGAUUUUUUGACCUUGAAAAUAAAGUGUUCAGGAAAGAAUUGCUAGCAAUAUUGCCGUUGAAAGGUAACACUCGAGGAGAAGAUUUAUUCAAGACAUUUGAUGAAUUCAUCACAGAAUCCAACUUGAGUUAUGAUAAAAUGGUAUCGAUUUCAACCGACGGUGCCCCAGCGAUGAUUGGCAAAGAAAAAGGAUUAGUUAAGCGAAUCCGGGAUAAGAAUGCAGGUAUUAUAUCUUAUCAGUGCAUAAUUCGCCAAACAGCCCUUUGUGGAAAACUUUGUGCUACAAUGAAAGAAGUGAUGGACAACGUCAGGGCACGUCUGGAGUUGGUGCUGGACGUGACAGCAUGCGGGACACCAACGGCUGAACGCUGA
Messenger RNA from Coccinella septempunctata (seven-spotted ladybird), 696 nucleotides. Its product is annotated as protein ZBED8-like. The coding region runs from base 1 to 696 and encodes 231 amino acids. Lineage: Eukaryota; Metazoa; Arthropoda; Insecta; Coleoptera; Coccinellidae. The transcript has a single exon. The record is from RefSeq and is a predicted model, not a curated record.